AUGUUCAAACUCUUCGGAGAUCGCGCUCCUUCAUCGCCUCCGAACCCUGCGAAGCUCCAACUCCGACCUAACGAAUGCCAAGUGCUCAGCCUGCCUGACGGGCGCACGCUUGGCUUCGCAUCCUAUGGCUCUACGGACCCUUCUCAUCCUGUCGUCUUCCUCUUCCAUGGUCUUCCAGGCUGUCGACUGGUCGGAAGAAGUUGGGACAAGCUCUGCAGGGACAUCGGCGCGCGUCUCAUCGCCAUCGAUCGGCCGGGCUGUGGAAACUCGACUCUCGCUGAUCGUGGCCUCGUUGACUGGCCUGGUGAUGUCGUGAGCCUCGCAGACCAUCUCAACGUUGAGCGUUUCAGCGUAUUAGGUGCCAGCGGAGGCGGACCGUACGCUUUGGCUUGCGCACGCUUCAUUCCCAAGGAAAGGCUUCGAGCCACAACUGUUGUGUGCGGUAUUGGGCCUAUCGAGGCUCUCCUAGAUACAGUGCCCUAUCUCUCAUGGCGUCUCAUGGGUAUAACACCAUGGCUCUUGCGACAAGGAGCCCUCCAUCUCUUUCUGCCCCACAUCCUGAUCCGUCCCUAUCUCACUAGAGACCCUUCUCGCCUCAAGCGCGUCCUCGAAGACCAAGCCAGAACCCCAGAGGAGAAAGAACAAUUCCGCGAUGAAAGCGGAGAUACCAACCUUGACGACGUUGUCGCAUCACUGCUUGAAGCUUUCAAGCAGGGCCCGGGCGGUUGUAUGCAGGAUGGCGCUGUGCUUACGAGAGAUUGGGGAUUUGAAUUGAAAGACGUAGAGCACGAGCGAGUGUGGCUAGUGCAUGGCGAUCAAGAUGCGCAGGCACCAUUGAAAGUUGCCCAGUGGAUUGACGAGCGGUUAGGGGGCGGGAGACUCAAGAUUCUGGAAGGCAAGACACAUUUUACGAUCUGGAAAGAACACUCAGAGGAGAUAUUUCGGCAAAGCGCUGAGGCGUAG
This is a messenger RNA of Alternaria atra, 963 nucleotides long. RefSeq lists its product as uncharacterized. The transcript has a single exon. The record is from RefSeq and is a predicted model, not a curated record. NCBI's taxonomy places the organism in Eukaryota, Fungi, Ascomycota, Dothideomycetes, Pleosporales, Pleosporaceae. The coding region runs from base 1 to 963 and encodes 320 amino acids.